Messenger RNA from Photinus pyralis (common eastern firefly), 1811 nucleotides. RefSeq names its product protein C12orf4 homolog. Gene Ontology annotation, cellular component: cytoplasm. The record is from RefSeq and is a predicted model, not a curated record. Bases 129 to 1736 code for a protein of 535 amino acids. NCBI's taxonomy places the organism in Eukaryota, Metazoa, Arthropoda, Insecta, Coleoptera, Lampyridae. The transcript has 11 exons.
UAUGGCCAACCUUGAUUAUGUCGAGUGGUAUUUUGUUUCCUAUCGCAUAAAAUUGGAGGGCACGGGAAGUACGACACGUGGUCGUCGUUUCAUUGUGCACUUCAAAAAUAGACAAGUGGAAUAUUUGGAUGGUUCCUCUAAAAACGUGCGGUGCGUGUGUGGUAGGUAUGGAAGAAUCCAGAAUAUUUCAUUAUAAACCUAAAGAUGGUAAUCUAGCCGAUGUAAGUUUUCCCAUAAGUCUUCCAAAUUCGGAAUCACUACGAGAGUUGUCUCGAAUUUUGUUACUUAAAAACAAUUUACCCAUUUAUGCAACUGUAGACUUAACGGAACAGUUAUGUGAAUUUAUCAAAGAGUUGAAUUUAAAGUACUACGAUGAGAGAACCACAAAGUUAUUACAAGAGUUUAAAAACCUUCCAGUUAUUGAGGACACUACCAAAGAGUGGGAUAAGUUAAUAAAAGAGGAAACUGUAGAGUAUGGAGAUCGUAGGUGUGCUUCUGAUGAGGAGUUAUUUGCCACAGCUUAUCACAAGUUGGUGCAUUCCCCUGCACUUGAAACUAUGCUUCAGCUGGAGUGCAUGUAUGCCAUCUCAGUUAGAGAACGUGUCAAUGAAAAGGAUUUUCAAAUUAAAAACUUAUCUGAGAAGCAAACUGAAGAAAUGAGUCAAGCAGUUGAUCAGCUAGAGGUUGGAAUUACCGAAUUGGAAAUAAAUGAAAUGGCUACUCGACAUUUUGAAGAUCAAAGUUUUUUACGUGUGCAACUCACCAGUGAAUUAGAAACAAUAAAGGAGACACAGCGGAGGGAAUACAGAGAGUGGUUGAUGCAAAUGUUAGAAGAAAGUCAAGCAAGCAAUUCUUUAUUACUGUCUAAAACGUCUCCAUCAAUAUCAAGUAUACCAAGUCCAUUGUUUAGUAAUGUACGUCAGAACCAAAACCAACAUCAAACGUCGAUUUUAGAGGAAAGUUUCACUAUACAUUUAGGUUCGCAAUUGAAACAAAUGCAUAAUAUUCGAAUACUCUCGGCUGAUGUAAUGGAUUUAUGUGCCAUACAAGAAAAUGAAGAAUUAGCUGAUACAACGCCUCAGUUGCUGCAGACUGCUUUAGGAUUGUAUUCCAACGAUUUGUGUGGAUUAGUUCUCAUGACUGAUAAUGUUAUUGGAUCACGACUUUGUAAAGAAUUUACUGAAAUUUGUCAACGAACGACAGAGUUUCAUUUUCCUUACAUUGACGAUCAACUGGAACGUGUAUCAUCCACUGUACAAAAAUAUCAAACGGACAACACUGCAAAGAUUGCAAACAGUAAGCAUUUACAACCAGGAGAUGUAUACAUUACAAGACAUUCCAACUUGGCCCAAGUUCAUGUGAUAUUUCAUAUGGUAUCUGACGAUAGUUUAUACGGAAACGAUAUCAACAGCCGCCACCCAGUGGUUUUGGGUCUCAGAAAUAUACUCAAAUCGGCUUGUUCUAAUGAUGUCACUUUCCUCACAAUUCCUCUUUUACUACAAUAUGAAAUGUCGGAGGGAAUGACUGUUACAUGGUGCACAAAGAGAGCUGAACUCGUCUUUAAAUGUGUCAAAGGAUUUAUGAUUGAAAUGGCGUCUUGGGGAGGAUCAGAUUUAAAAAAUUUACAAUUUCUUUUGCCAAAGGGAAUAUCCAGCGACGUAUUUCAAUCAUUAACUACUAUGUUGCCUAAUAUAUUCAAAGUUUCCAACCCCUUGAUCUUGAAAUCAAACUCGUAAUAAUGAUUGCUGCAAUUGGAAAAAAAUGUUUGCACGCUGUUUUUAGCUAAUUCACUUGUAAUAAAGUAUCUAUUA